This is a messenger RNA of Sphenostylis stenocarpa, 1023 nucleotides long. NCBI's taxonomy places the organism in Eukaryota, Viridiplantae, Streptophyta, Magnoliopsida, Fabales, Fabaceae. The record is from the annotation of a GenBank genome assembly.
AUGCUAUUACUAUUACCACCUCAGUUUGCUUCGCAACCGGGCUUUUCUUUUCCAUCAACACCCAAACUCAAGGUUGUGUCCGAAGCUGAUGUCUUUCCUUCAUUUCUCCCUACAGAAGUCCAAAGGAUCAAAGACCCUUUUGCCAGAAGCCUUGCUACCCGGAUUCAGAGACUUCCCGUUUCGGUUAGGUUCUCUGAAGAUCCUAUCAUGAGUAGUUGCGUGAAGCCGUUGAUGCAGAACAACGAAAAUCCUGUUGUCUUACUUCAUGGAUUUGACAGCUCAUGUUUAGAAUGGAGAUACACAUAUCCAUUGCUUGAGGAAGCUGGUUAUGAGACAUGGGCAGUUGACAUUCUUGGUUGGGGUUUCUCUAAUCUAGAAAAACUUCCUUCUUGUGAUGUGGUUUCAAAGCGUGAUCACUUAUAUCAGUUUUGGAAGUCGCAUAUCAAAAGGGCUAUGAUAUUGGUUGGUCCAAGCCUUGGCUCUGCGGUUGCCAUUGACUUUGCGGUUAAUUAUCCAGAAGCUGUGGAAAAGCUUGUUUUGAUUGAUGCAAGUGUGUAUGCCGAAGGAACAGGAAACCUAGCAACCUUACCUAGAGCGGCAGCCUAUGCUGGGGUAUAUGUAUUGAAGAGCAUUCCAUUACGCUUAUAUGCUAACUAUUUGAGCUUCACUAAUUUUUCUUUCAGUACCAGCCUCGAUUGGACUAAUGUGGGCCGCUUGCAUUGUUUAUUGCCAUGGUGGGAGGAUGCUACAGUUGAUUUCAUGACUAGUGGUGGUUAUAAUGUUUCCUCCCAGAUAAAAAAGGUAAAGCAGAAAACUCUGGUCAUUUGGGGGGAGAAUGACCGCAUAAUCAGCAAUAAGCUUGCUGUGAGACUGCAUUGUGAAUUACCUGAUGCCAUUAUACGCCAAAUACCCGAUUGUGGUCACCUUCCUCAUGUUGAAAGGCCAGAUUCCGUAGUCAAAUUCAUUGUUGAAUUUGUUCAGAGCAAGACCAAGACAGAAAAUGAAUGUGUUUCACCUUUGUGA